AUGGGGAGGCGCUGGUGGCGGCGGCGCGCGCUGGUGGCCGCGUGUCUGGGCGCCGCGCUCCUGCUCCUGUGCCCGGUGAACGCCCCUCUCCUUACACCCCCAGCGUUUGAAAACAGGGCCGUGGGCUCCAGCUGGCUUGGCGGCAAGAGGAGGAGUCCCCUGCAGAUGCUCUACGACCUGGACCAGGGCCCGCGCUCCGCGCUCGCCGAGGUGCACCGGCAGCGGCGCAACCUGCUGCGCCGCGCCUGCAGCCACCACACGCGCCGGCAGCCCCUGCUGCGGCCGGAGGACCUGCGGCACGUGCUGGUGGACGACGCCCACGGCCUGCUCUACUGCUACGUGCCCAAGGUGGCCUGCACCAACUGGAAGCGCGUGCUGCUGGCGCUGAGCGGCCGCGGCCCAGGAGACCCGCGCGCCAUCCCCGCGCACGAGGCGCACGCGCCCGGCCGCCUGCCCUCGCUGGCCGACUUCAGUCCGGCCGAGGUCAACCGGCGCCUGCGCGCCUACCUGGCCUUCCUGUUUGUGCGCGAGCCCUUCGAGCGCCUGGCCUCGGCCUACCGCAACAAGCUGCAGCGGCCCUGGGGCGCCACCUUCCAGCGCCGCUUCGGCACCGGCAUCGUGCGCCGUCUGCGGCCGCGCCCGGGCCCCGACGCGCUGGUCCGCGGCCACGACGUGCGCUUCGCCGAGUUCCUGGCCUACCUGCUGGACCCGCGCACGCGCCGCGACGGGCCCUUCAACGAGCACUGGGAGCGCGCCCACGCGCUCUGCCACCCGUGCCGCCUGCGCUACGACGUCGUGGGCAAGUUCGAGACGCUGGCGGAGGACGCGGCCUUCGUGCUGAGCCUGGUGGGCGCGCCCGGCCUGCGCUUCCCCGAGCCGCCGUCCAGGGCCCAGGCCGCCGCGCGCGACCGUGCCGCGCGCCUCUUCCGCGACAUCAGCCCUUUCUACCAGCAGCGCCUCUACGGCCUCUACAGGAUGGACUUCCUGCUCUUCAACUACUCCGCUCCCUCCUACCUGCGGCUGCGCUAGCCCUGCGGGCGGGGGGAUGGGGCGCGGAGACUGCGCAGGCUGCGGGGCCCUGACUCCGCCCGGAGAGUCGCCGCCCCCGCGCUCUCUCACC
Molecule: messenger RNA, 1120 nt
Organism: Lagenorhynchus albirostris (white-beaked dolphin)
Lineage: Eukaryota; Metazoa; Chordata; Mammalia; Artiodactyla; Delphinidae
Gene: CHST13
Product: carbohydrate sulfotransferase 13
Exons: 3
Coding region: 1-1029 (342 amino acids)
Biological process (GO): carbohydrate biosynthetic process; proteoglycan biosynthetic process
Cellular component (GO): membrane
Molecular function (GO): sulfotransferase activity
Source: RefSeq, a predicted model, not a curated record